UCACAGAAGAAAUAAUAGACCCAUAUUCAAAUAAUUUAGUUUUUAGUAUUUUUGGAAACAACGACUAGAGAAGAAACCGAUACGCAUGAUUAGAGAAGUCUCGAAAGCUCCUCGUGAGAGCCUUGCUCCCAUGCCUGUCCUAGAGUAACACAUUUACUAAAAAGACAAAAUGUCUUGGUUGGGAUGUCUACCCUGGUCAGAGGGAAUAAAGAAAAGGGCUUGCAGAUACCUCCUACAAAGAUAUCUGGGCCAAUUCCUUGAGGAAAAACUGACGCUCGAUCAACUGACUGUAGAUCUUUACAAUGGCACAGGUCGAGUUACAGAUGUCAGACUUGAUGUCCAGGCCCUGAAUGAAAUGGGCGAGCAACAACACUUGCCUGUAGAGUUCAUUGAUGGGUUUGUAGAAGAGAUGUCUGUCAGUAUACCCUGGUCCGCACUGUUAAGCGAUGCUAGUUAUGUCGAAGUCACAGGACUUCGUCUCACGGUCCAGCCGCGGCAAAGAAUCGACACCGGUGCUUCCAUGUUUGAAUCGAUGUGGAGUUCGAUGACAUCGAGCAUGCAGCUUGCCCAAGAAUGUUUACAGCAUGAUGCUACGGGCACAGAAACUGCUCAGCCACUCGAAGGACUGGAAUUGUUCGCUCAGGCAAUAGACUCAAUCUUAUGCAGGGUUAAGGUUAGAUUUAUAGAUACUGUGAUACGCCUGGAACAUGUGCCUGUGGAUUCAACAACUGGCGUUGCAAUACAAAUGAGUAUAAAGAAUUUGGAGUAUUCGGAUGAAGCAGGUUCUGACCCCGGAAGCUCUACUUUGGAUCCAAAUCUUACAAAUAAAGGCUAUGUGGUAUCAGCAUUUGCAACCAAGAAAUUUUACCUCGAGGGAGUCACCUUCCACACAGAUGAGUUUCCUUCCCGUGCUCGAACAUUCUCUAGGAGUGUAAUGACCGCUAGUAGGGGUUCCACUCCGGAUUCAAAGAAUUCGGAUAGUCAAUUUUCUUCCGCACAAAUAUCUCCCACACAAAACAUGCAAACUCCACCCGAAAGGAAUAUGAUAAACAACUUGAGCGAGUCAGAUCCAAUAAUGUUUGGAAAAUUAGCUGGGCGACAGGAGGUGCGGCUUAAAAUCAAACAAGGGGAUGGAGUUCUAGGCCCAAAGGUGGAAAUCGAGGUGACCCUGGGAUCAUUCACAUCAUUCAUCAGCCCCCGACAACUGCAUGUUUUAAUAGAGCUAGCUCAUGGGCUUGCUUCUCCGGAUUUGGAAGAUACAAGCAACGUAGCUCCAAGAUCCUGUAUGGAGAAGCCAAUGGGGGGCAGUGACUUUAAUCGUAUAGAACGUGAGCUUUUGCAGCAGAUUCACCCGGUGCAAGGACUCCGCUCAACAGAUUUACGUCACACACAAGGAUGGUCAACAGCAUCUCUGGAUGAGUCGGACAAUGAAGAUGAAUUUCUACCGAUGCGAUUACCUGGCAUAAUGUCCACUAGUGAUUCUAUAACAAGCAACAACACCAGUAUGGAAGGAAGUAUCUCAGCAAGCAGUAUAAGUUCCAAGAGUUCCGCGUCUAACGUACACAAACCCCAGAAACAUAGACAGAGCAUAGACGUGGAUCCGACUGCAGAAAUAUUUCAAUUCCAUACAAGACUUUCGUCAAUUGCCAUCAUUCUAUUGCACGAGGAUAUACUCACAUCUUCUAUCGAGGGAUCGGGAUUAACAAAAGCAAGCGUUAGCCAAAUGAAAAGUGCAGCAGACGAAUUUUUCGCCAAACUAGGUAUAUUUGCAGUAACUGGAUAUGGAAAUAAAGAUUUUGAAAAGGCCUCGAAAUUAUUUGUGGAGGCUUGUCAACUCAGCCAUAUCAGACUGUUAGCUGCACCGCUGGUUCUCGAGGGUAAUGAAAAAACCACCGCGCAAGCUUCAACGAUAUCUGGUAACCUUAGUCUAGCCAGUCUUGAAAUACUGGAAUGUCUGAUCGAUUCCAAUGGUCCGAAUUCAAAGAAAAUUCAGAGUGUAGAGUACAUAGAAUUGUUAGGAUUUCCAAAAGACACUCUGCCGAAUAACUACAGCUUUGCGAAUAAGACUGAUUUCCGAGCACGAUUUAAAUACAGUGAGAAGGCUGUCAGACAUGCUCAGCUAACAAAGUUCGCACACCCACGCACAGAUAUCGACAUUCAAUUGGAAGAAUGUAGAAGUGAAAUGGAUAUUACUAUAGUGGACAGGAUAUCAGCUAUCUUGAAUCCGCAUCCUAUAUGCAACUGCAACCCUGUUACAACCUCAAGAGAUGCUGUUAACCAACAAACGUUAUUUCAUCAAGCCGUGGAAAGUUCAUUGCUACCAGAUUCAAAAACUGAUGUGAAAAUCUCUUCACCAAAUUGUACGAUAAAAUUGAGAUUUCCCAUACCAGACUUACGACCCUUGCACGACAUGAGUAGAACGCCCUGGUGGAAGAGGUCGGUACGACAAGACUACGUAACCCUGAGACUGAGCGAUGCGCAAAUUCAUUCUUCUAUGGAGAGUCGGAACCAUUGUCAAGCUCGGCAUGAAAUUCAAUGCCGUCAGGUAUUACUGUCUUAUACAGAAGCGGAUUCUGACACUCCUGUUGAAAUCGGCAAAGCCUCUACAGAUGAAAAAGCCAACAGUUCGUUGUCUCAAGGUGGAGAAGGCUUUGGUUGGCCCAGAAUGGUUAUUAGUGUGUAUCCAAAGCAUUUGGGAGGGCCUUUGGAGGAUAGCUCAGAAGGGGAGCAGGAGCCUUGCUUGGCCGAAACUUUGGAAAACACAAUGAAACAUCAGCCUUCACCCUUCAGUUCGAAACGGGUUGUUCACGAGUCAGAUACGCCUCAUUCCAAACCUCAGACACAGAAUGACAGAAACAACUAUCCCGAUCACAGAGAGGGUGAGGAGCUAGUGAUACCUGGAAGUCGACAGGAGAUGCUAGAUUUUAUAGAGGAAGGAAUACGUGGAUCUAGGAUACAGCUGGAAAUUGGUUUGCCCAGUGUUUCGAUCCAGAUACCUUCCAAGCAUUUAUACGAAUUGCUUUACAAUCGGUUUAACUCGGACCUAUUUCUUUGGGAGCCGUCCGCGCCAAAGCCCAAGACUAUGACUCACAUCGAAUCCCAUAUCGGAUUGGACUUGGCUUCAACUUUGUUACAGGAAUCGAUAUAUCCCAGAUUCAGCAUGUGUAAAAGUGGAAUCCAGUAUGAUUCGGAUUCUGAUUCUGACGAAGAGGGUAUAUAUCGAUCCGUGGCGGACAGGAGUUUUAAACAGCGUGAGACAAAGAUCUCCGAAACAGGACAAAGCACGGUAGCUUUGACUCUGAAUAUAAAUCAAGGACUACUGAGCAUGUACACACCUGUGAGAGAUUCCUCCCAUAACGUUAUCCCAGGGCAGCAGGGGGAGUUGAUCCUACGGCUGGAAGAUGCUCUGAUAUUCUCAGUCAGUGCCUACAAAGGAAAUAAUGAUUUAGGAUAUGUCUGCGCGAUGCUCAGGAACGUUUCGCUAAAUCAUUGCGGUUUGAUAACUGCGCCUUCGCAGGCGCCCCCGCUUCGCGGUAUGAACAGUACGACACCGAGAUACUGCCAGCAAACUAUAUACCGCAGCGAAAAGGGGGCUAACGUAACAAAUAAUUCCAUUGAAAAAGACAUGCUCAGCGUCGCCGUGCGGAUACAGUCCGCGCAUCAGACCCAUAGGAUAAAGACUUUCAGAGUGGCGGUGGGGAUACGGAAUGCAACGCUGAGACAUAGAAUGAGUUCUUCGCAAGCAUCUUGGUUCACGCAGCUAACUGAUUGUCUGGAUGUAGUGGAUCAUCCGCUAGCUGGAUAUUCACCACCCGGAGUACUGACCGAACUACACUUACAUCUCUGGGAUUGCUCGGUAGAUUACAGGCCGAUCAAUCUAGAACUACGCUCCAUGGUUACUCUAGGAAAUUUCAGCGUGUCGAGUAACAUCGCCGCACAGACGAAUACCUCCACACUGCGCUUCAUUGCCGAGGAUGUGGCCCUAUUCAUAUCGGAGAAAAUCGGUAGCGACGUGGAUUUGAGAAAAGACUACGUGUGCGUUAUGGAUCUCGGGCUCUUCGAAUUGUCGCUGAGGUUGAACGAAAAAAUGUGCGGGGGAGCACCGCGAAUCGACUUAAGGGCUAGCAAUAACGUUUUGCACGUUCGCACUUGCUCCGACUCAGGCCGAGCCCUGAUGCAGCUACUGACUUACUUCGCAAGCGACGGAGAUCUCGUGUCGUGCAGCAAAAGUACCGAUAGCGUCGUGAUUCCGUCCUCGGUUGACGAGGAAAGCUUAUUGGGAGACGAAAAUAUCAACGUGUUGAGCAAGAGUCAAGAAGAACGUGUCAACAGUUUGAUGGUCGACGCCAUGGAGGAUACGGUCAAAGGAACUAUGACAAGCAAUGACGGAAAAUCUCCAAACGACAGCACUCAAGCCCAGGUAUUUUUUUUCCCCGACGAAUCACAUCCGGUUAAUCAGAGUCCGGCGGGUGUGGGAAUUGAAAAAAAUCCUGGGGUGCGAAACACAGAGGCGGAUAGUGGAAAUCCCGAUUAUCCAGAUGACGACUUUUGCAUUCUAGGAGAAGAGGCAGGGGCCGGUAUAAUGCCUAGACACGGGGUGCCGGAAAUUCGUUGGCUUUCAGAGGAUCCGAUUCGCGUUGUCGACAAUCAUUUCUCCGUACCACUCGGAAAAACGGAUCUCUUAAAAGCUCCGAAAAAUUUUCCCGCCGCCAUACUGCGGUACACCCUAUGCGAGAUGACGCUCGUUUGGCACAUGUACGGAGGUAAAGACUUUGGCGGUUCAAGUUUGUCGUCGAAAAAAAACGUCAGAAUAGACGAGGGCUCGCAUAGGAUCGGGAGUUCGGUCCAAGGGAGGAGUCGUUCCGCGGUCGGGGGCGUCGGAGGUGUCGGAUUCAGCAAAGCUACGCCGAACGAAGUACGUUUCGGAAGUGUGCCAAACUCUCCCCGUGUGAAGACGCGGGAAUUGUCGUCCGACUGGCAGUCCAUCGGAGGUCCCGGAAGACAGCGCGACAUUCUGAUGGAGCUUCAAUUGAACAAAGUCAGAUUUCAGCACGAAGUUUAUCCCGACAACACAUCCGAGGCGUCGAGACAAGUAUUGCUGGUCAACGAAAUCGAGAUAAGAGACAGACUGGAAUCUUCCCACAUCAACAAGUUCCUCUACCAGUACAGCAGCGAGGCCCGACCGCGUCAGUCCCACGCGAACAUGUUCGCGAUGAAAGCCGUCCACGUGCGACCCGACCCGAAGUUGGUGGCCCAAGAGUGCUGCUUGAAAUUGAGCCUGCUGCCGUUGAGACUGAACGUCGAUCAGGACAGCCUCUUGUUCCUGAUCGACUUCUUCACCGAGCUAAGCGGCAGCUCGAAGGAACCGUUGCAGGGUGGUACUGGGAUCAGUGCUCCGAGCAGCACCCAGUCUUCCCCAGGAUCGAAGCACAGCACACCCACGCAUCACCCUCCGGUAAUGAGCGUAAACGAGUCAUCCCUCUCGUCCUCCUCGUCGACCAACGACCCCCCAUCGGCGAGUGGGACGGGCUGCCAGGUAGGCGGCAGCUACGAUCAAAAUUUGCUGAUACUCCUCGAAGACGAGUUGAAGAUACAAGAGAGCAAAUCGGAGGUGAAAACCGGCGGUGACGCGCACGAGGACACGCAGCCGAUCUACUUCAGAAGCGUUAUCUUCGCCCCGGAAGUACUCGUGAGGCUCGAUUACCAAGGGAAACGAGUCGACCUGACGCACGGCCCGCUAGCCGGCCUACUGAUGGGCCUUGCCCAAUUGAACUGUUCCGAAUUAAGGCUGAAAAGAUUGUCACAUCGCCACGGUCUGUUGGGAUUCGACAAAUUGGUCGCUUUCAUGCUCACCGAGUGGCUGCAGGACAUAAAAAAAAAUCAGCUACCCAGUUUGCUGGGCGGAGUGGGGCCUAUGCACUCGCUGGUACAACUAUUUCAGGGUAUACGUGAUCUGUUUUGGCUGCCGAUCGAACAGUACCAGAAGGAUGGCAGAAUCGUCCGAGGACUGCAGCGAGGUGCCAAUAGUUUCACAACUUCUACCGCAAUGGCGGCUUUGGAACUCGCCUCGCGACUGGUCAACGCCAUACAGAGCACCGCCGAGACGGCCUACGACAUGGUCAGUCCCGGGCCAGGAGUAAGGCAAAAAAGUAAAGGGCAAAAAGGGCGAAGAAGACGAUUCAACCAGCCGCUCGACAUAAGGGAGGGAAUGGCCAACGCCUACACGCUGGUGAAGGAGGGUUUGGGAGAGACGGCGAAUCAAUUGGUGCGGGUAGCCAGCGAGGAGCACGAGCAGAAGGGAGUCUCCGGAGCGGUGGGCGGAGUUCUGAGGCAAAUACCACCGACGGUAGUGAAACCGAUAAUUCUCGCUACGGAGGCUACCAGCAACGUUUUGGGUGGUAUGCGCUCCCAGUUGGUACCGGACGCGAGGAGGGAAGCAGCUCAAAAGUGGCGACAAGAUCCACGCGACGUGAACUAAAGUAAAAUGAAAGCACCUUCGAAGAACUCGGAGGAGUUAUGUAUAGCUAUCGGUACGAGGGUCGCGCUGUCGAAAUCUGUCGAAUUACAUUUUACGUCAUUUUUCACAGAGCGAUUCUCACGCGGAGCGGCGAAGAAAAACGGGGAAAAAUAAAAGAAAAAUAUCGUACGGUGAUAUAUUGUAUAAGUAUAGUAUAGGCAGAUUCGAUCGAGCCGGGGUCGCCUUCGGGCGAUUCAAUUUUUUGCGACUUCAUUUACGAUUCGUUUUCGCAUAUCGUAUGUUAUACUAUACACGAACUAAUUACGAAUAAUGAAUUAUAUAAAUUAGAUAUGAAUAAAUAAAAAGUAUAUAUAUAUGAACGAA
Molecule: messenger RNA, 6841 nt
Organism: Athalia rosae (coleseed sawfly)
Lineage: Eukaryota; Metazoa; Arthropoda; Insecta; Hymenoptera; Athaliidae
Gene: Atg2
Product: autophagy-related protein 2 homolog A
Exons: 19
Coding region: 170-6478 (2102 amino acids)
Biological process (GO): autophagy of mitochondrion; reticulophagy; autophagosome assembly
Cellular component (GO): extrinsic component of membrane; phagophore assembly site
Molecular function (GO): phosphatidylinositol-3-phosphate binding
Source: RefSeq, a predicted model, not a curated record